AUGUUUGAUUUUAUUGUUGCCGCUACGACGCCCAUGCUGUUAUAUAAACGCAAACCAGAUGAUAAAUAUGAAAGAGAAUUAGUGGCUGUCUCUUCAACGGUUAUACCGCUGAAAGUGUCGGAAGUUGGUUAUGGUUUUGCCGGCACACCGAGUGAUGGGUACAAACAACUCUAUUUAAAAAAAUUACGCAAAAAAGUCCAACAUAAUUAUAAUGAAACCGACAGUGAAUUUACAAAACCGGACACAUUAAUUACAAUUAACAGAAAAUAUGAUGCUAAUGAUGACAGCAACAACUACGAUAAGGUCAAAGUCAAGGAUAUUAAUAUCGCUGCAGAAAACUAA
Glossina fuscipes is the source of this 342-nucleotide messenger RNA. RefSeq lists its product as uncharacterized. The transcript has 3 exons. The record is from RefSeq and is a predicted model, not a curated record. The coding region runs from base 1 to 342 and encodes 113 amino acids. NCBI's taxonomy places the organism in Eukaryota, Metazoa, Arthropoda, Insecta, Diptera, Glossinidae.